Molecule: messenger RNA, 1658 nt
Organism: Dermacentor silvarum
Lineage: Eukaryota; Metazoa; Arthropoda; Arachnida; Ixodida; Ixodidae
Gene: anox
Product: acyl-CoA-binding domain-containing protein 6-like
Exons: 9
Coding region: 229-969 (246 amino acids)
Molecular function (GO): protein binding; fatty-acyl-CoA binding
Source: RefSeq, a predicted model, not a curated record
CAUAUGUAGCCAAAAUCACGUCACAACUUAUCCAAAUCGUGUAUGGAGGCAAUGGAAGUUUUAAAAAUCUCUCUACAAUAUCCCAGCUGCUGCUGUGUUGUUAAAAUUGACGGCGUGGCCUGCUUAUAAGUAGAGUGUACCGCUUUCGUCUAAGGAGGUAUCUAUUUCUUUACGUGCGAACGGCAGAAAGCUCCGGAUUAAACAGAUAAAAUAUUUGGUUCUGAGCAAAUGGCUCAGGGUGAUCACGCAGAUGUACUAAAGGAAUGGGACGAGCAAAAGGACAUGUUCUCGAAAGCGGCGGAGCAUGUCGAAGCCCACGCCGGAAACCUGGCUAAUGAUCAACUGCUCUACCUUUAUGCCAGAUACAAACAGGCCCUGGAAGGACCAUGCAAGCUAUCAAGGCCAGCUUUCUACGACUUUAAGGGACGCCAGAAAUGGGAUGCCUGGAACCAGUUGGGUGACAUGACUGCUACCACAGCAAUGGAUGAAUAUGUGGCUUUCGUCCGUCGUCUCUUCCCUGAUUGGAGGCCUGAGGAAACAAAGAGUAGCUCAAAAUCAAUGCUGGGAGCUGUGGUGAGCCGGCCCUGCUGGGAACCUGGUAUAGCCCCCGAGAAUAAGGAUGCAUUUGACUGGACAAAAGAAGGCUGCCUUGAGAGGCUUACAGAGUGCCUAAACAACAGCACAUCAAUACAUGAGCGUGAUGCGCAGGGUAUGUGCAUGCUACACUGGGCAUGUGACCGUGGCCAUCUAGAGAUAGUCGAGUUGCUUUUGGACAGAGGCGCAGAUCCUGAAGCCAAGGAUGAAGAAGGCCAGACACCCUUGCAUUAUGCAUCAUCAUGUGGGCACUUGCAAGUGGCUGAACUGCUGCUCAAACGAGGUGCCCAAAGAGACACUAAAGACGUGGAUGGCCAGACUCCUGCAGAAGUGGCACUCUCCCCAGAAUUAGAAGCCCUCCUCUCGCCUUCCUGACUGUCCUCUCCAGAACAGAGGCCUCCAACACGUGUUGAUGUACCUACAUAGUACUUCCCCUCCCCCAAGUUUCAAACAUAUGCCAAAAUAUGUUAUCUUGUAGGUCAUAAGCAGUGUACUGCAAAUUAAUUUCGGGAUGUACCCCAAUAAUGUACUGAAUAGUCAUUAUUUGGUUUCGUGACAUGUACAGAGAGGCUCCUAUGUUAGGCACAUUCUUUGCUACCAAUACACAGUGAUGACAUCACAGCUCAAGACUCGAAGCAUAAGGCCUUGAAUGUAGAGCAUACUGUGCUGACAUUCAACUGCCUUUACGUAACAGCAGCAUCGGAAAAUAGUGUCAGAAGCAGCACUGUGUGCUCAUGAGUGAAUGCUUUCACUAACAGCAAGUAUCGUAUUACAGAAAUCAAUAGCUCUGCUUAAGUAUUUUUGACAAUUUAGUACCACCACAUAAACAUCCUCGGCAAGUUCAUGGUGAAAGAGUUUAGCUUAAGCAGACCAAGAUAAAAUUCGACUUUUGCCAAGAACUGCAAUCAUGCCAACACUUCGUAUUUUUUGGUCAUAUCAGUUGUCUUAGGAUGAAGUCAUUUCAGGUGCACAUUAUUUUUUUACUGUGCUGCAUGAAAUUUUGUUGUUGUCUGGUUACCACAAGUUUUCAUGUCACAACGAAAUAAAGAGAAGGACAUUUUUUU